This is a messenger RNA of Hibiscus syriacus, 2244 nucleotides long. RefSeq names its product proteoglycan 4-like. NCBI's taxonomy places the organism in Eukaryota, Viridiplantae, Streptophyta, Magnoliopsida, Malvales, Malvaceae. The transcript has 5 exons. The record is from RefSeq and is a predicted model, not a curated record. Gene Ontology annotation, molecular function: oxidoreductase activity. Bases 29 to 2158 code for a protein of 709 amino acids.
CAUAUCUGUUGUUUUUUCACUGUUAAAUAUGGGAGAACAGAGGCAAUUUUUCCGUUUCCGAUUGCCUUGGCUGUCUGCAGCUCCUGCUCCCCGUCCUGUACCUACUCCUCGUCCUGCUGCUGAACCACAACCGCGACCUGCCGCUCAAACACAAGCCUCUUCCCGGCCGACUGUUACCAUCCCGAUCCAACGUCCACCGUUUCGGCCGGCGGGGAUCACCCCAGCACAGACUAAGCCCACACAGGUUCAGACUGAGCCACAACCUCAACCUGCAGCCCCUUCCCGGCCGACCGUUACUGUCCCGGUCCAACGUCCACCAUUUCGGCCUGCAGGGAUCACCCCAGCGAAGCCUACUCCCACUCAGGUUCAAGCACCACCACAAAAGACUGAACCUCAGCCAGUACCAUCUCGUGCCCCCAUACCGGCAAGGGCUGCCUCUCUGUCUCCAUCCCGUGAUGGAGAAUCCGCUUUUAAACCAUUUGGUGUUGCUGGAAAGCCUUCAGAAGAAUCAACCCAACCGAAAGAAGUCGCACCGAUCACUGGAGCUGUUAAAGAAACGCCAACAGCAGCAGUAAAGCCCAAGGAAAUGGAAGAAGGAAAGAAGGUUGCCGAAGAGCGCAGUAAAGGUUCAACGCAUGAAGAGCCAACGGUUACUACUAAACUUCUUUCGGCAGCGGCGGAAGCCGGAAAGAAAACCAGAGAGCUAUUGGGGGCUGCAAAGGAAAAAGGGAAGAGACACCCGAGAAAAGAAGACGGUGAAAGAAAGACAUGGACAACCUCAAGCACCGACGAAAAACAAAUAAAAAGUGUGAGUUCAGCAUAUCCUAAAGAUCGUAGCAGGCCGAGUGAUUCUGGUGAAAAACAUGUGGAUUCUAAAGAUGAACAAGUUCCCCUCCACAAAGAGAUCAGGGAAGAUGUUUCCAAGUUUGUUCGUAAGCUGGUCACCGGGAAACCAAAGCUGACUACAGAUGAAAAACCGGUGAGUGUUAUAACGCUAGCUGGGGAGAAUAGUGGUGCAUCUUUUCGAUGUGAUUCUUCAAGUGACGGAGAAGAAAGCUCAAGGGGAAGGAAGACUAUGGAUUCAAUGAUCAAAGAAAGUGCAGCACCCAAAGCAUAUGUCAAUAGUAACACACAGAGCAUCAACAAUUCAAUUAUGUUGGAAAGUUCUCUAGAGGGGAGAAAUCCUGGCGUUCAUCUGGACUUUUUCAAUGAUGCAAAGGCUGAACCACCACAGGCUGGAAAGAGCAAGGUUUUAAUCAUUGGAGGCACCGGAUACAUCGGGAAGUUCAUAGUUGAAGCCAGUGUAAAACAAGGUCAUCCCACUUUCGCUUUAGUAAGAGAGAGUUCCGUUUCAGAUCCCGUUAAAGGAAAGCUUGUUGAAAACUUCAAGAACUUAGGGGUCCAACUGUUGUACGGGGAUCUCCAUGAUCAUGAGACUUUGGUUAAGGCUAUUAAGCAAGUUGAUGUGGUGAUAUCCGCUGUAGGUGAAAUGCAGUUGAAAGAUGAAGCUAAGAUCAUUGCUGCCAUUAAAGAAGCUGGGAAUGUCAAGAGAUUUUUCCCUUCGAAUUUCGGAAACGAUGUGGACAGGGUUCAUGCCGUUGAACCGGCGAAAACAGCAUUAGCUACCAAGGCUCAAAUCCGCCGUGCUAUCGAGGCUGAGGGAAUCCCUUACACUUAUGUGGUCAGUAACUGCUUUGCAGGCUAUUUUCUUCCCGGUUUGGCACAGCCAGGAGCCACUGCUCCCCCACGAGAGAAGGUGGUUAUCCCGGGAAAUGGUUAUCCUAAAGCUGUUUUCAACUAUGAAGGCGAUAUCGGCACAUACACAAUCAAAGCUGUUGACGACCCCAGAACAUUAAACAAGAUCCUAUACAUUAAGCCUCCUAAAAACACCUACUCGUUCAAUGAGCUUGUUGCUUUGUGGGAGAAAAUGAUUGGCAAAACACUCGACAAAACUUAUGUUCCUGAGGACCAAUUUGUCAAACAGAUCCAAGAGGCUCCAUUUCCAAACAAUGUUUUAUUGGCAAUCCAACAUUCAGUCUUUGUGAAGGGUGAUCAAACCAACUUCGAGAUCGAACCGUCAUUCGGAGUUGAAGCUUCCGAGCUGUACCCCGAUCUGAAAUAUACAACCGUGGAGGAAUAUCUCAGCCGUUUUGUUUGAGAAAGAAAUUGAAUCAUUAAUCUUUGUCAUUGAACUAAUACUAUCAAUAAUGAAAUAAACCAUCACCAACUGGUAUAUGCCUGUAC